AUGUCCUCAAAAACAGAGCACAUGGAAUCCGAGGACAAGUUAGCUAAUGCUUUGAAAGAGCUUGAGGCCCUGAAACUAGAAAAUGCAAAGUUGAGAGAACAGCUGAGCGGUGAAAAGGCCCUCGAUGCAGAAUUGCCGAUGUCUUUGGAGGAAUUCAGCCGUUAUGGUAGGCAAAUGAUUGUUGAGGAUACUAAAGGGAUUCAAGGCCAAAUAAAGCUGCGAGACGCCAAAGUUCUUGUAAUAGGAGCAGGGGGUCUUGGAUGCCCAUGCCUGCCUUAUCUUGCCGGCGCAGGGGUGGGGCAUAUUGGCAUUGUAGACAAUGAUACAGUCGAAACUUCGAACUUGCACAGGCAAAUUCUUCACAACUCAUCCAAAGUAGGUAUGUUGAAAUGUGAGUCAGCUAAGAAGGUUUUGCAAAAGCUUAAUCCUCACGUCUCGAUAACCACUUACCCUGUCAGGCUCGGUUACAGCAAUGCGUUCGGAAUAUUUGAAGGAUACGAUAUUGUGCUUGACUGCACUGAUACACCAUUAACCAGGUAUUUAAUAUCAGAUGUUGCGGUUUGUCUAGGAAUGACUGUAGUGUCUGCUUCAGGUCUUGGAACUGAGGGACAGCUCUCCAUAUUGAAUUUUCAAGGGAUAGGUCCAUGCUAUAGGUGCUUUUAUCCGACUCCUCCUCCUCCAAAUGCGGUCUCUUCGUGUCAAGAGGGAGGCGUAAUUGGGCCCUGUAUUGGCCUUGUUGGAGUGAUGAUGGCGGUCGAAACUCUGAAAAUAAUCAUGGAAAUAUACACCUCGGACAACUUUCAACCUUUCCUCAUGCAAUAUGCUGGAUUUCCUCAGCAGACACUGCGGACCUUUAAGAUGAGAGGGAAAAAGCAAGCAUGUUUAUGUUGCGGUGACCAACCGACCAUAACACGCGCAAGCAUUACAUCAGGUUCGAUCAAUUAUGAACUGUUCUGCGGUAAACGGAAUUAUAACGUUUGCUCCCCGGAAGAAAGGAUGACAGUUGAAGAAUUUGAAGCUGAUUACUGGAAAAACAGCGGAUUGGAUUACAUUUUACUGGACGUUAGACCUCAUCAUCACUAUGAGAUUUCUCAUUUACCAAACACGUUUAAUUUGACCGUGAAAGAAUUGAGGGACAUGGAUGGAGAUUUUGCUAAGUUAAGAAGUAAAAUUCCCCCUGUCAGUAAAGAGAAAGAGGUUCUUGUUAUGUGCCGACAUGGAAAUGAUUCCCAAUUGGCCACGAGGCUUCUAAAGGACCAAUUUAAAAUUCGUAAUGUUCGCGACAUUAAAGGUGGCUUUUUCAAGUAUAUCGAUAAUGUAAACCCUUCUCUACCAAAGUAUUAA
Molecule: messenger RNA, 1344 nt
Organism: Lachancea fermentati
Lineage: Eukaryota; Fungi; Ascomycota; Saccharomycetes; Saccharomycetales; Saccharomycetaceae
Source: the annotation of a GenBank genome assembly